This is a messenger RNA of Didymodactylos carnosus, 573 nucleotides long. NCBI's taxonomy places the organism in Eukaryota, Metazoa, Rotifera, Eurotatoria, Philodinida, Philodinidae. The record is from the annotation of a GenBank genome assembly.
AUGUUAUCUGUAAUAUGCAGAUACGGCAACACAAUCGAUUUUCUAUUAAAUACAGAAAAUUGGCCGGAUAGAAUUUGUAACAAUCAACAUUCAGUUGAAUUACCAAGAAAAAUUCCAUCAUCAUUUUCUAUCGUUGUUAAAAAUGUUCCGGCUCAACGGAAUGCUGCUGGUUUCGGGGAAGAAUUAAAACAAAGGUAUUCAACAAUUGUUAGAGCUGAAAGGCUCUUUAUUAAAGGAGGUCGACCAAUUUCUAAAGUCCGUGUGGACUUUUCAUCCAACAAAGACUUAGCUGAAAUACUUAAAAUGAAACGUAUAUUAUUGGAUGAUGAAUACACUUCGUACCAAGUUGAACCUUACGUGCCAUCAAUUCACAUUGUACGUUGUUAUAUUUGUCAAGCAUAUGAUGAUCACAUAGCUGCCUACUGUACAAAUAAAGAAAACCCUAUAUGUUUUAAAUGCGGACAGAAUCAUGUCUAUAAUCGCAAUUGUCAAAAUGAAACACGAUGUGCGCAUUGUCAAGGGGGGCAUAUGGCAGGUAAUCUAAAUUGUCCAGUAAAAAUUGAAAGACGCUAA